Messenger RNA from Vigna unguiculata (cowpea), 1293 nucleotides. RefSeq lists its product as uncharacterized. NCBI's taxonomy places the organism in Eukaryota, Viridiplantae, Streptophyta, Magnoliopsida, Fabales, Fabaceae. The record is from RefSeq and is a predicted model, not a curated record. Gene Ontology annotation, molecular function: zinc ion binding.
AUGGAGUAUGGUGAUUGGGACCAAUCUUAUAAUGAAGUUCCCAGAUGGUUAUUAGCUGCCCAACAAACCAAUCCUGGGACAAUUUUUCAACUUUCCGGUCCUCCAGUUAAUAUUGAUGCUGAGGAUGGAAGUUCCACAUACAUUAUGGAAUGUUGCUUCUGGGCAUUUGGACCUUGCAUUGAAGGUUUUAAGUAUUGUAAACCUGUUGUUCAAGUGGAUGGAACCUUUUUAACAGGCAGAUAUCAUGCCACCUUGCUAACUGCAAUUGCUCAGGAUGGAAAUAGAAACAUAUUUCCUUUGGCAUUUGCAAUAGUAGAAGGUGAGACAAAGGAGGCAUUGAUUUGGUUUUUUCAACUACUGCGAGAGCAUGUAACUCCUCAGCCAAAUCUCUGCCUAAUUACUGAUAGAGGCAAGGGAAUUUUGUCAGCCCUACGAUCGGAAGAAGUUGACUGGGAAUCAGACAAUCUUCACUCUGUCUACUGCAUACGUCAUCUGGGUUCCAACUUCAACAACCGCUUUAAAAAUGCCGAUCUCAAGAAACAAUUCAUUAACUUGGCUUAUGAAGUCAAACAACCUAUCGUGCAAGCAAAACUUUCAGCUAUGAGGUCCCAAUUCCCACAAGCAGUAGCUUGGAUUGAUAAAAUCCCUUUACAUAAGUGGUCUCAGGCUUAUGAUGGGGGGCGCAGGUACAUGCACAUGACAACAAACUUGGCGGAGUGCAUGAACUUUGUGCUAAAGGGGGCUCGCUCAUUACCUAUCUGUGCACUUUUGAAAAUUACAUUUCAAAACAUAAAUGCUUGGUUUGUUGAACGCGGCUUAAAGGCAGACUCUAUGUUAAGAGCUGGACAUCAAUAUCCAAAAGAUGUCACAACCUUGCUCCAACAAAAUCAACAGAAAUCUGCAUAUUGUCAUGUUCAACGCUACGAUCGAGAUAAUUCAGAAUUCGAGGUGCAAGAGAUAUCGAGCCCCCAUUACUAUCGGCCAAAACCAAUCUCAUUCACUGUCAGAUUAAACGAUUGGUGGUGUGAUUGUGGUCACUUCCAAGCUAGUCGAUUACCCUGUCAGCACGUCAUAGCUGUUUGUUCUUUUGGUCACAUGCCACUUUCAAAUUUUAUCGAUCCAGUUUACACCCUUGAUAACAUAAAUAAGGCUUAUCAAGUCCAAUUCCACCCCCUGCGAAAUGAGGACUAUUGGUCAACAUAUACAGGUCCUAAUUUCAAUCCAGACCCCCAAACUAGGCGUAAGGCUUCCGGACGACCUCCAAGGACUAGGAUCCAUAACGAAAUGGAUUAA